Messenger RNA from Ambispora leptoticha, 125 nucleotides. NCBI's taxonomy places the organism in Eukaryota, Fungi, Glomeromycota, Glomeromycetes, Archaeosporales, Ambisporaceae. The record is from the annotation of a GenBank genome assembly.
UCGUGUAAAUGAUCAAUCAACUGCAAUUUGGUAUGGUGAAGACUGUGGUCCAUGGUUUUAUUCUUUUGGAUUUGCUGAUUCCAAUGGCCUUAAACAAUGUUGUUACCGUAGAGAUAGCAGCAACA